Messenger RNA from Gymnodraco acuticeps, 2209 nucleotides. It is a transcript of the gene chst10, whose product is annotated as carbohydrate sulfotransferase 10. NCBI's taxonomy places the organism in Eukaryota, Metazoa, Chordata, Actinopteri, Perciformes, Bathydraconidae. The transcript has 6 exons. Gene Ontology annotation, molecular function: sulfotransferase activity. Bases 142 to 1242 code for a protein of 366 amino acids. Gene Ontology annotation, biological process: carbohydrate biosynthetic process; proteoglycan biosynthetic process. Gene Ontology annotation, cellular component: membrane. The record is from RefSeq and is a predicted model, not a curated record.
UAGCACUCGGAUGUUGUGAAGAACAGACGCAGAAAGCUACAGCUAUGGCUCCAUCAACACAUCCUGCAGAGUUUGUGCAGCCGUGAAGUUGUAACUCAAUAAGAAGGGAGCCCAGCGCUGUGUUUCCAUGGCCGGCGGCUGAUGGGGGGAGCGAUGCGGCACCACUGGCUGCUCCUCGGGGCCUGCGGCUGGGUGCUGCUCAUCCUCAUGUUUGUCAGCAAGUUCAUCACCUUCAGAGCUGUGGAUGACUAUGGAGAGAGGGUUGGUGGUCAGAGCUGGACCGUGCCAGGCACCAAGAUGAUACGACCAGUUCCUGUUUCCAGUCUACAGAAAACAGCUCCAAAGCCAUCUGAUCAGUCCUCAGCGGUGCCCCCAGUGACAGGUUGGCAGUCGGAGGUUGAGAGGCGGAGCGAGCUGCUCUCCUCUGUGUGUAAGAACAGCAGUCUCAGGAAUCUGACUCACGUCUCCAUCAGCAAAUUCGUCCUGGACCGCAUCUUUGUCUGCGACAAGCGCAAGAUCCUGUUCUGCCAGACGCCUAAAGUGGGCAACACACAGUGGAAGAAGGUCCUCAUUGUGCUCAAUGGAGCAUUCCCCACCGUGGAGGAGAUCCCAGAAAACCUUGUCCAUGACCAUGAGAAGAACGGCCUGCCACGCCUAUCAUCACUCAAGCCACAGGAAAUUACUCACAGAUUAAGUACUUACUUCAAGUUUUUCAUCGUGAGAGACCCCUUUGAGCGGCUGAUCUCUGCGUUCAAAGACAAGUUUGUGAAGAACCCACGCUUCGAGCCUUGGUACAAGCAUGACAUCGCCCCGGCCAUCAUCCGGAAGUACCGCAAGAGCCACCGCGACAACGAGCUCUCCGCCUCCGGCCUGCACUUUGAGGACUUUGUCCGUUACCUGGGCGACGCAGACGGCCGCCACCGCAUGGACCGUCAGUUUGGUGAGCACAUUAUUCACUGGGUGACUUACGCAGAGUUGUGCGCGCCGUGCGAAAUACACUACAACGUGGUGGGCCACCAUGAGACACUGGAGCAAGACGCCCCUCACAUCCUCAAAGCAGCGGGCAUCGACCAGCUGGUGUCUUACCCCGCCAUCCCUCCAGGCAUCACACGCUACAACAGGACCAAGGUGGAGCGCUACUUCUCAGGCAUCAGUCAACGCGACAUCAGGCGUCUGUACGCACGUUACCAGGGAGACUUCAGCCUGUUUGGUUACCCGGGUCCAGACUUUCUACUGAACUGAAAUGAUUAACACUGACUAAAAGACAUGUUUGCAUAUAUCCUCCCAACAUCUUGAGACAGAGGUGUAUUGUAGCGGAUGAUGUGCCACUGGCAGACCUCAAAGGCUGGUAGGUGGCACACUGUAAUGUUUUUAUUUUAGGAAUGACUGACAGGUUGUGGCUGUAUUUGCAAUGAGGCAAAAGAAGCAGCAGGAUGUAUUGUUUUGUGCAGGAGGUAAGAAGUAGAUACAAAGAACAUACACAGGUACAGAACACAUGUUAUCUUAUAUUUAAUACUCAUGAAUGAUUUGUCCUCAUAUGUCAAAGAGAGGUACUCUGUAAUGCUGGGGAUACAGGCCCCCCGUUACCCUGUAAUGUAGCUACUAUAUACUGCACUGUUUGGAUCACCAGUUACAAUGGUGUAACUUGCUGUGUCUUUUCUGUACUUCUUGCUGGACAUAGGAGACGGUCUAUUUCAGGGACGCUAGCAUGUUUGGAAAAGGAGAGUAAACUGCAAAAAUAUAAUAGGAAGUUAUUGGACAUCUUUCAUUUCUGUUUUUAGGAGUUACGAAUUCCCAUUAACUAUUUUUGUAACCAUUGUUUUUUGCUUUAUGCAAGGCCUAUUAUUGCCUUGUGAUUCAGUUGAUCAGUCAUAGGAAGACCUUGGUCCCGCCCUCAUCCAUACUGUAGCCAUCGUUCUGCCUUUACUGAAACUGACAUGCUUCUGACUCCAUUUACUCAGCUGUUUACUGCACUGGAUUUAAAAGGAUCCGUUUUCUAUCAGAAUUGUACCGUGUAAAUGUUCUUAACAUGACUUGCAACUCAACAUUUGUAUUACAUGUUGCUAUUUAUAAUAUUAUUAACCUGACACCAACAGUGUCUAAAUUGUAACAGCGCUGUCUCCCUGCAUCCACCUGGUGACUUUUUGGACAGGCGGUCAUAAUACAAGGACAGCACUAGUUAGUAAUAAAGGUUGUAUUUAAAAAAUAA